Molecule: messenger RNA, 1293 nt
Organism: Didymodactylos carnosus
Lineage: Eukaryota; Metazoa; Rotifera; Eurotatoria; Philodinida; Philodinidae
Source: the annotation of a GenBank genome assembly
AUGAGUAGCACAAGUAGACGUGGUAGUAGUAACAGCGACAAUACAGCCUUGGCAUUGGGUACCACAUUUAAUGAGCAAACAUUUUAUCGUUCAUGUCUACUAGGUGAUUUAGAACGUGUACAAUACAUUCUACGUACAACAACACAUAUAAAUAUCAAUCAUCAAAAUGAUGAAGGUCUCACAUUGCUUCAUCUCGGCUGUAUUAGUAAUUUUUAUGGACUCGUUCAACUAUUACUACAAUAUCAUGCACAAAUUGAUAUUCAUGAUAAAUAUGGUCGAACAUGUCUGCAUUACAUUGCCAUGAAUGAUCAUCGUGCACUCAUCAAACUUAUUCUAAAUAAGCCGUCGACUCGUUUUCCGUUAAUAGAAUUAAAUUCAUCAUUAGACAAUAAUAAUCAAAAUCAUAUUACAAAUGAUUAUAUUAAUUUAUGUGAUAAACAGGGGAAAACGGCGUUGAUUCUAGCAUGCGAAUAUGGUCAUUUAGAAUUAGCAGAAUUAUUGAUUAAUGAAUAUAAAGCGGAUGUAAAUAAAAAUGAUCCACUACAUUAUGCAUCCAUCGAGGGUAAAUUCGAUGUAUGUCAAUUAUUAAUUCAAUAUGGAUCAAAUGUAAAUCAUGUACUAAUGCCAAAAGUCGUACAAGAAAUAUGUCAAAGAGGUCAUAUGAAUGUAUUACAACUAUUAUUAAAUAGUAAAUAUGAAUUAUCUCUGCCAUCUCGUACAGAGGGUAACAGUGUGUUAUAUCAUUCAGUUAUUGCUCUCGAUAAAUCCAUCGUGCAAGAACUACUCGAACAUGAAGCCCGACUGAAUGAAAAAGAUAUUCAUGAUCUUCUCUCACAUGUUUCCAUAUUAAUUCAUAAUAGUCAACAAUUAGAUCAAUAUUUUGAUUGUCUAACAUGUCUCUUUCAAUAUCGAACAAAUUUUGAUGAUUCAAAAAUUUCAAAAUAUUUUAUUAAACAAUUAGCUGAACAUAUUGUAUCACACACAUCUGUUGUAUCGUCACUCAUUCUUAAGCAUGCCUUCGUUCGAUUAAAAUAUUUAUUUGCAUUGAGUUUAUACGGUGGACAAAUACCAUUACGAAGAACAACGGGUAAAUGGUGUGCUCAAAUCGUAUGCGAUACUCAUCGACAAAUUAAUUUAUCAGAUGUAUUUAAACAGUUGACAUCGACGUGGUCAUUAAAACACAUUCUAAGAAUUAAAAUAAAACAAUCAAUGACAAUAUUCAAUAGAAAUGAAUUAAGAAAAUCACAUUUACCUCAACAUUUACAACGAUUUUUAGCGUUUGAUUAUUUGUAA